CUCCUCCUCUUUGACGUUUUUGUUCGCAGAGCGGUCAGGCUAGUCUUCAGAAACGCUUGAAGGAAAGGAGUGCCACACGGGAGCUGCGACAAGGGCUUUUUGUGCAACACAAUACAUCAGAGCGCCUCAGUUCUGUUGAUGCUCGUGGAGAAGGGAGAAGCAGAGCAGAGAGUGUUUUUGUGGAGCUCAGAGCAGAAGUGAGACUCGUGCCCAGCAGCGUCGCCUCCUUUUUAUUUUUUUUUAUUUUUUACGCGUCAAUAGAGAGCAACCAGUGGAGACAUCGAUCAGGAUAUGUUCUUUAUUAUAAUAAACAGCUUCCACUUUCGUGAAUCCUUAAAUAUCUUCGGCACAGUUGGAGUUAAGCCUUUAACGUCUUAUUACCAAAUAUAGCCCGUAACAGUGUAAACGCUGCACGAGGAGCGUCAUCCGGAGUGUCUGCCUUAGUUUAAAAUUAAAUACUGAGAUCAUUUCUGAUUUGUUUGCCUCUCUACCAACACGUUUAAUCUAAUUUGCCACUUUGCCUUGAUAACUUUUUUAUCUUGUUUCUCGGUUGUGUGAACAGCAUGUUGGUUUAAAAACGCGAUGCGCUCUGAUUCCUUCCAACAGGAGCCAUUUUUAAGCCUUUGAUUUACAAUUUCUGAAUGAGUCAUUGAACCCGAGCUAAUCAAACCGGCUCUAGACUGCAGCUUUAACCUUUUACCAGAUUUUUUUUUUACACGCUAGACCAACAACGAUGCGUUUUUGCGCGCCUAGUUCCGGGCGCAGUGGAUGCGCCGGGGCUCGGCUUUUCUUCGCCGUCUUGGUGCUUGCCUUGACUAUGAGCUGGCAGGGAGCUGAAGCUGAACAGGCCCAUCCGACCGGAGAGAAGCCACCGGCGGUCACCCUCCUCUCUCUGAUCACGGGAACCUGUAAGGAGAUCCAACGAUACACGGAGUCCGUGCUGGGAACCGGCGUGGUGCGCUCAGUGGCUGAGAGUGCAGUGUUGUUUCUUGAGUCAUUUCUUGGUCAGGAGAACGUCUAUACGGUGGCCAUGUUCUUCGAGAUGGUGAUCCAUGUCCUGGCCGAGGGAGCUGCCAGCGGCCUCAACGUCAUUGCAGUUUACGUCGCUGAGAUCCUCAGGGUCACAGGAUUCGACUCUUCUCUCAUGCUGCCCCGGUUUACCCCAGAGGGUGUGACCGCCUUCGCCCAGUGGGGUCUCCUGUCUCUCAUUGGCUACUGGGUGCUGACCAUCGUUCUCCGUCUCCUGAUUGCGGUGAUGAGACGUGUGUUCUGGGUGGUGAAAACUGUCUUGGCACUGUGGUUUUUUGGACUGAUAGUGAUGGACAAAUCUGCCGCUGCAGACACCACGGCGGUUCGACUGGCCGGCCUGGUGCUGGUUUGUGCCCUGUUGACUCUUCUCUCUUCUGCCUCUGAAAAUUCGUGUGUGGUGGAACAGCGGCUGAGUUUCCUGGAGAGCCGGCUGAAGGCAGUGGAGAAGAGAAAAGGGGAAUAGAGUUGGGGGAGGGCGCUGUGGAGUCACGCUAAACAAUGGUGAUUGGUGGUGUUGUAAGAAAAUAGUAUCAUUGAUGGUUUCUAAAUGUGUCAAAUUAUUAAGGCAAAUAAAGUAAUCUCUGGGAUUUUUAA
Solea senegalensis (Senegalese sole) is the source of this 1623-nucleotide messenger RNA. RefSeq names its product transmembrane protein 109. The transcript is spliced from 4 exons. Lineage: Eukaryota; Metazoa; Chordata; Actinopteri; Pleuronectiformes; Soleidae. The coding region runs from base 734 to 1492 and encodes 252 amino acids. Gene Ontology annotation, biological process: cellular response to gamma radiation; intrinsic apoptotic signaling pathway in response to DNA damage by p53 class mediator. The record is from RefSeq and is a predicted model, not a curated record.